AUGUCCAUCAACGGCCACCACAUCUUCGAGGAUCUCACUAGCAACGAAAUGUCGUCAAGCUCUUGGCAGAGCACUUCCAGUGUUCCUCGACACCUCUCGCGCGCUUCAGCCGGACACAAAUUUCAAGGGUUGACUGCAUCGGUCGCAAGCAUGUGGGACGAUAUGGACGCUUGGCACAAUCCCUUCGACCCAGCAAGUCGCUCCUCUAGUAUCUCGUCAGUCGCAAGCAAAUCGCACCCACUCCAGCGCCUCCUCUUCGAAGAGAAGCACAUUCUGAACAACGCCAAUGCCGCGCGGCCUUCAGCGCAUGAAGUCUAUCAUCGUCGCACCCGCAGCAACUCUGUCUCAAUGGCACGGCCGCGACCGGAUACUCUGGUGAGUGGCACACAGAUGUCUGGCGCAUGGUGCAUGCCAGGCAAUAGCCAAGCGACACGCCCGGGAUACAAGGGUCGAGCCAUGUCGACAUCAGUCUUGGGUUCCUCACCACGUGGCAGUCAAGUACCACAUCAUGCCCUCGCGAGAGUGAAGGAUGAGCAGCAGGAGUGGGCUGUUGGUGGCGAUUCUGAUUGA
Protomyces lactucae-debilis is the source of this 570-nucleotide messenger RNA. RefSeq lists its product as uncharacterized. Lineage: Eukaryota; Fungi; Ascomycota; Taphrinomycetes; Taphrinales; Protomycetaceae. The transcript has a single exon. The coding region runs from base 1 to 570 and encodes 189 amino acids. The record is from RefSeq and is a predicted model, not a curated record.